This is a messenger RNA of Lymnaea stagnalis (great pond snail), 936 nucleotides long. NCBI's taxonomy places the organism in Eukaryota, Metazoa, Mollusca, Gastropoda, Lymnaeidae. The record is from the annotation of a GenBank genome assembly.
AUGAAAAAGCCGCGGCCAAGUGAUGGGAACAUUAUCGCGCACACGACGAGAAAUCAGAGGCGACAGCGACGGAAGGAGAUCAAGCGGGAUUUCGGCCGGAAAAGCAUCAAAGGCGACACCCGCAUCGAAACCACAGCCUCGGUGAGCUCGGACCGCGACGGGUGCAACUGGACGUUCGUGUUCGACCCUUCCGGUCGGCUCUGCUACUGGUGGUCGAGCGUGGUCAGCGUCGCCUUCCUCUACAACUUCUGGGUGAUCAUCUACAGAUACGCCUUUCAGGAGAUCAACGCCAACAACAUCGCCAUCUGGUUCACGCUGGACUACACCGCUGACCUGCUGUACAUACUGGACAUCGCGUUCCACUUCCGGUCCGGCUACCUGGAGGACGGCGUCCUCCAGACGGACCCGACCAAGCUGCGGAUCCACUACAUGAACACGACCAUGUUCUACAUCGAUUGCCUGUGCUUGUUGCCGCUAGACUUCCUGUACCUGAGCCUCGGGUUCAAGUCCAUCCUCCGGUGCUUUCGUCUCGUCAAGGUCUAUCGCUUCUGGUCGUUCCUGGACCGAACCGAGCGACACACGAACUACCCCAACGUGAUCAGGACCGCCACGCUCAUCCACUACCUUCUCGCCCUGUUCCACUGGAAUGCGUGCCUGUACUUCAUCCUCGUGGACCGGAUGGAGAAGGUGCCGAAGAGCUGGAAGUUCCCCACGGACGAGCACGGCACCCUGCUGCAGUACCUCCACGCGCUGUACUGGAGCGUGCGGACGCUAACCACGAUCGGGGACCCGCCCACGCCCAAGUCGCUCCCGGAGUACCUGUUUGUGAUUUUCGAGCUGCUGUUCGCCUUGCUGCUGUUCGCCACCGUCCUGGGACACAUCGCUAACAUCGUCACCAACGUCAGCGCGGCGAGGAAAGAAUUUCAAGGUGAGUAG